GAACAAACAAAGGUCUACAAAAAAUUAGUGGGAAGCCUAGAUACAAUCCGGGCUCCCACUCCUUUAACUAUAGCAAAGCUAAGUCGAGUAAAAAUGUAAGCAACUACUCGAGCCCCCACAUCCUGUGAGACGGAGAAUUUCUGGAUCCGCUUAAGUAAAGCCACGACAUCCCUAUCCAACUCUCUCUCCGACAACAACUCUACUGCCAUCCUUCAUUCUUUCCCUGUCUCCUCCCAUCCCCUCCCCCCGACCGCCCACCGGCUGCCUCCCCUCCACCAUGUCGCCUCCCUCACCAUGCCCAUCUCCCCGCCCACGACCACCUCCCCUCCCACGAUGGCCUCUCUCUCUCUCUCUCUCUCUCUCUCUCUCUCUCUCUCUCUCUCUCUCUCAGAUCGACGAAGAAUAUCUUGGUCGGAAUUCAGACCUAGAUGUUUCAUAUUGUUAUGUAUCUUUUAUAUUGGUAUUGAUUUUUGUCGUAGUGGUAUCAUUUUUUAUGCAUUGGUAUUGAUUAUGUAAUGGCAUUGUUUUUUUUUUGUACCAAUAUUAUUGUAUUGGUAGUGAUCUUCAUGUAUUGGUAUAAGACUAUAAGUUAAAUAUGCAAUGGUGUUGGUUAAUAAGUGGUACAUGUUGUGGUAGUGUUUUUAUGUUUUGUUACUGAUUCCUUGUUUUUUAUAUAAUGGUAUUGGUGUUUUUCGAAAUGGUAGUAGUUGUUUAAUGGAUUGGUAUUGAUUUCUUAUUUUUUUUUCUUUUUUGCAUAAAGAUUGAGAAAAAUUAGGAAGGGAGAUCUUGCUGGAGAUUGCGAAAGUGAGAGAAAGAAUUGUAAUUAAUAUAUUUGUAACUUCCUAAGAUGUAAUUUAAUAAAAAAAAUAAUUUAUACAAUUUAUUUUUUCAUACCCAAUUUACCCUUAGUAAUCAUGGUGAUUACUAUUUUGUAGUAAUCACCAUAACUGCUCCCGCCAUGCCUAUUAAGGUCGAGGGAGGUAUACAUACAGAGGAAGAGAUGAAUUAGCCAGAUAGGUUUCAAUAUUGUUAAGGAUAAAGUUGGAAGAAAAUAAAAUAUAAUAAGAGAUUUCGAUAAGUUAUUGUGAAAUACCACAAUUGUAGGUUUUUUAAAUUAUACAUGUCAAAAUCCUUCGUUACUUUAUAGCUUAAACAAAUGAGAGAUUUGGGUGAAAUUAGACAGAACAAGGAGUUUGGAUGAGGUUUUGAUCCCUCAUCCAAAACGGCCCUUUAAUGCUAAUGAAUUCACUCUUUACAAUUUUGUUAAACCGGUAUGAACAAACAUAAAUCGAUUAUAUCACAGGUCAGAACGUAUCAUUUGUCAAUAAAAAAUGGUCUGACAACGUUGGGGGAGGGACACCGUGUCCACACUCCACAGAUAGCUCCACUCGAGGAAAAAAACUUUGGGGUGUGUGAGAGAGAGCUGCUUUUCUCGCAGGGGCUGGCAAACCCUUUUCUUCUCUUCUUCGUUUGGUAGUUCACUUAUAGCUCGCAAGGCAGUUCAACAAUCAGCAACAUCCUCUCUUUCCAUUUUCUGCUCUGUUGGUAAGGCAACGAGACUUUGAAUGAUUUGCUUAUGUUCUCUUCGCGUACAAGUACCCACGAGCUUCUUGACUAUUUUAGACUGUUAAAAAUGGCGACUAUGGUCUAUGAGGAAGGAUACUAGGAAAUUUAAGUGGAGAAUCUUGCGAUUUUCAAAGCGAAAAGGAAGGAAAUGGAUUUCCGACACUUUCUUUGCAGGAGGACACAAAUGGUAAGAGUAACUUGAUAACUGUUUUUGCACUCAAAGCCCCACUGUCAGAUGUUUAAUGGGGGUCGAAGUCAAAUUACAGGAAGGUGCGAUCCCUCCUUUCCCUUAAAAAAAUGGGGUCGAAGUCUUUUCCUUCUCUUUCUUGCUUCUGAACCAUUGCGCUUCGCUCACGCAGGAGGAUUUUCUCUGUUUAUCCAAAGGGAAAUGAUAAGGGUAAUGUCAAGUAUCUAUCCUUGUAUUUGGAAUUUGCUGAUGGGCAAACCAUGCCCGACGGAUGGAGUGUGACAUCUGACUUUACCUUCACUCUCCUCUACCAAUUUGAUAUUUCCAAAUAUGCGCGAAAGAGUAGGUUGCAGCCUUUAGUUAUGUGGUCCAUUUUAUAUCUGUUCUUCGUUCCCUUGUUGCUUCCCUACUUGUGUACACUCCGUUGGUUGUGCAUGUUAAGUUGUUUGAACUGCGUAGUGAUAAUACCCGCACUAGUGUACCGGAUCUCAUCAAGUUGUUUGAAUUGCUACUCGAAUUCACCAUGGCCAUCAUCAUCAUCAUCAUCAUCCGUUCUUCAUGUGUGUAGUUGAUGUUUUCUUUUGGUUCCAUAAUUCCUGAUUGUUGCAAUAACUCGAGUUAUUGGGAGAGGUUCAAUAAUGGAUCUUAUAUCACUCACUAACACACCCCCUCAAAUGAAAGCCAGUCAACUCAUAAGGGCUUUCGUUUGCACAUGUCCUAAACACGAGAAUACAUGUGCUUCACAAAUGGGGUCACUGGGAUUCGAACACAAGACCUCCCGGCCACAACCAGGCUCUGAUACCAUGUCAAAAACCAGUUGCUCCCAAUAACUUGAGUUGUUGGGAGAGGUUCAAUAAUAGAUCUUAUACCACUCACUAACAUUGCCUUCCACAACUGUCAUUCAGAAUAUGAGCAUGCAUCCUACCUUCUGCUUUUCUCAUUUACCCUAUGAAACAAACCUUAUCACAGGUGCCACAUGUAGAUUCAGUCAUUGGCAGCCUGCCUGGGGAUUUCCAUGUAUUCAUCUGAUUGCAGACCCUCAUGAAGUUGAAUAUUGCUACCUUGUUGGUGAUACGAUCAUUAUUGAAGCAGAAGUAUCUAUUGUUAAGUCUCUUUAGCUCUUAACUAUCUCCUUCAGCAUGUUAUUUUUUCAUUUUCUUUUGGUUAAUCUCUCCUUCUCUAUGUUAAAUGUAGUAAAUGGCAGCAUUAGAUGCGGCUACUAGUGAAACAAUCGUAAGUGUGAAUGAUAAACCUCGUGAAGCCAUCAAAGAAUCAUUGAGCGAACACCUUUCACUGCAGAGUUAGGUGAUGACUAUGAACUCUCUUAGUCUUGAUCCACAAUGUUUCCAUAUGGUGGAAACACAGACCAUUGAUUCAAUCUGCACUUCCCUCUUAUUGCGUUUCACUCCUUCGAUAUGUUAAGUGUCAUACUUGCUUGCAGAAAGCGGCAACAUCAGCGGCUGCUACUGGUGAACCAAGCAUGACUGAGACUGAUCAACCUUGCGAUGAUAUCGAAGAAACUUUGAUUUAUACCCUUUCAAUUCCGAGUUAGGUGAGUCCACCAAAGUUCCCAUAUGGCGAAGAGCACAAACCAUUCCUUUGAUGCAAACACACCCAACCACACCAUUGACCCUUGGCUUCCUUCGUCGUUUUCUUUGACUUUCAGGUCUAGACUAGCAGUCAAUUUUCUCCAUCAAAUGCAUAGUUAAUGUCGAGUAAACUGUUGCAGGAGCUCUCAACAAUGACCAACAAAUGCAAUUCUCCUUCACCAGAUGGGAUCUCUUCUUCAAAUGCAAACCAUGGUUCUGCUUUGAUGCAACAACACAGAAAGGAACUGGUAGGAUUCCUUGGUAUGUCACUCGAGGCCAUAUGCCAAACCAAAUCACUCGAUGAAGUUGAGAGCAUUGUCCUCAAAGUUGUUGAGCAUUCAACUGAUCCAGUGGAGACGACAAUCCUGAUAGCCCAGGUUUCACGUCUUGCUGAGUUUAUAGAGAUCAUACCUUGCUCUCUGUCCACUAUUGAAACCGGCUGUGGUGUCGAAUCAUCCGUAUCUCAGAUGACAAAAGACAUGAAAGCGAGGCUUGUUCACAGGAAGAGAAAGCUGAGCUGUUUGAAGGAAGAGCUCUCAAGACUUGGCGAUGAAGGCAUGAAGCUUGAGGUCAAAAUUCAGCAACUUUCCGCUCGCAAGGCUGAACUCAUUGGUAAAAGGAAUUUAAUUGUGGUCGAACUGGAGAAGGCCAAUGAAGAGGCUUCCAAGGAACUCGAAGACUUCACGAAGCAAUGUGACGAAGAUAAGCUCAAGAUUGAUGGUAGGUUGAAAGCCAAGGAGAGAGUGGCUCAGUCCAAUGCUAGUUGGAAGCUUUUCAAGGAGAAUUUAGGGUGGUAAUAGUUGUAGUAGGAGUCUCUUCCUCUCUCUGAUGGAUUACUGAUGUCAGUAAUGUCGUGUGUGUGGUUCGUUGUUCAGAUCCUUUUUGGAGUUUUAGGGUGGUAGGAGUGUGGUACUAGUACUAGUCUCUUCCUUGCUAACGUCCUCCGUUUGGUUCGUCGGCGAGGACGUUUUCUGAGGGAUUUUAGGGAGGAGGAGUACCAGUGUCUUCCAUAGUUCCAUGGCCCUUGUUCUAAUGGAUCACUGAUGUAAGUAGUAACUUCCUUGUAUUUGGUUCGUCGGUGAGAACCUUUUUUGGGUCUUAGGGUGUAAAUAUAUGGUAACCUCGUAGCAAGCUCUCUUAAGUUAUAACAUGACAGAUUUUCUGAUUUCUAUUCCUCACUCUUUACAUUUGCGUUUUGGCAUGUAAGAACUGUUUUAUUGAUCGAAAGUUGAUACGGAGCAGAUGUCUGUGAUUCCUUGAUAACACUGAAUUUGCACAUGUUUUUACCCCUCAUUUCUUGAUUGUUUAGCUUGAUAUUUAUCAUAAUUUGGCCUAUUUUAUGCUAGGUUGUAUUCAUUUAUCACAUUUCAGGUCCUAGCAUGUAAAGUGAAGCAUAGGCGCAAGUUUCAAGUCAAUCGGAGAUCAAGUGGUGACUCGGGAGAAGAAACUCGGGCAUGGCCUGAAGAAUAAUGGAUUUAUACCUCAUUUAUGGACAAAGAAUCAUUCAAGCUUAUCAUGAAAAGAAAGAGGACAAGACUACGAGCGUCUGCGGUCAAACAGCGACUGAUUCAGAGUCCUGACGAGGGAGAAACGAAGCAUUAAAUAUAGUGGAACAGGUUCGGCAGAAGAAACACGGGCAUACUACCCUAAUAACACGGUCGUGUUUCAUCUGGAACCUGCCAGUGUUUUUUAUGCCGAGCCUCUCUUGUGAAGACUGCUGAAGGAAUUCAAAACACGAGCGGGACCAAAACACGGGCAGGACUAAACACGGCCGUGUUCCCGAUCGUGUUUCUGUCCCCCUGCUCGGGUAUAAGGGGUCGUUUGGAAGUUGCGAUUGUUUUGUUGAGAUUGUCAUUAUGCAUGUAUUUUACAAUGCAUCGUUUUUGUUUUUUUUGUUUUUUAGCAGAAACAAUACAUGGAUUGUUUCUGU
Linum trigynum is the source of this 5272-nucleotide messenger RNA. Lineage: Eukaryota; Viridiplantae; Streptophyta; Magnoliopsida; Malpighiales; Linaceae. The record is from the annotation of a GenBank genome assembly.